UUAGAAAUAAUAGUGUUUACAAAAAUGUCAGAAAAUACCUGUAGUAGAAAUACUGAGUCUUCCUGUACGAGAAAACUGAACAAGAAGAUGGAGGAGGAGAGUAAGUCGUGCUGGCGGGAGGAGGUGAAGAUGAUGACCAGUAAGGAAGUAUGGCAGCUGGCGUGUCAGGGCAGAGUGAGGACGCUGGGGAAGGGAGCCUAUGGCAAGGCCAUCCUGGUGAAGGACGCCGGCCGGAUGAUGGUCCUUAAGGUCGCCAACAACAGGAAGACGGAGGAUGUAUCCUUCCAGCGUGAAGGAGAGUUCCUGCAGCUGCUGCAGGGCGCAGGAGGAGCCCCCGCCCUAUACGGGGUGUGCCAGUGCCCUUCAGCCCUCCUGAUGGAGUACUGCGAGGGCGACAUCUUGUGCGACCUCCGUCAGGAAUUCAAGACUGACCGCGAGUGCCUGCAGGUAAUACUGGCCACUGCCAAGGCACUCCAGCAGGUGCACAAGAAGGGCCUCGUUCACAACGACAUCAAACUCGAUAACAUCAUCGUCCGGCGGUGCCAGGGAGUUCCGCAGGUGAGAAUAAUUGACUACGGCAUGUCUCGCCGUGUUGGCACUCCCCAGAUCACCUUCAGUGGCACUCACCUCGAGUACUUCCGGUCAGCCCCGGAGAUGUUCGUCUUUGGCACCACCUGCAGCGUUGCCAGUGACGUGUACUCCUUCGGCGUCCUCGUCGGGGACGUGCACAGACAGAUGCGAGGAUAUUAUCCAGACUUGGAGAGACUAGUUGUGGAGUCCACGAGGCUUACUGUGGCAGACAGGCUGACACUCGAGGCCAUCAUUUUCACCCUCGAGAAGCUGGUCAGGACGCUCGAUUCCCGCAGGAAGGUGGCGGCUCCAGCAGCAGUGAGGGGCCGACGUCAGGUGCCUCCUAGGCCGCAGGUGCCUCCUAGGCCGCAGGUGUUUCCCACGCCGCAGGUGCUGCCCAAGCAGCAUGUGGCCCUUUGUAAGCAGGUACCUCUCCAGCAGCAGGUACCACACCAGCAGCAGGUACCUCACCAGCAGCAGCAGGUA
Molecule: messenger RNA, 1056 nt
Organism: Procambarus clarkii (red swamp crayfish)
Lineage: Eukaryota; Metazoa; Arthropoda; Malacostraca; Decapoda; Cambaridae
Source: RefSeq, a predicted model, not a curated record